Trichechus manatus latirostris (Florida manatee) is the source of this 4241-nucleotide messenger RNA. RefSeq names its product lysophosphatidic acid receptor 6 (gene LPAR6). The transcript has a single exon. Gene Ontology annotation, cellular component: plasma membrane. NCBI's taxonomy places the organism in Eukaryota, Metazoa, Chordata, Mammalia, Sirenia, Trichechidae. Gene Ontology annotation, molecular function: lysophosphatidic acid receptor activity. The coding region runs from base 1493 to 2530 and encodes 345 amino acids. Gene Ontology annotation, biological process: phospholipase C-activating G protein-coupled receptor signaling pathway; positive regulation of Rho protein signal transduction. The record is from RefSeq and is a predicted model, not a curated record.
CAUAUAAUUUCAUUUUGUGCCUAAAUCUAUGGGUAAAGUAUGAUUAAUAACAGAUUAAACAUAAAAAUUCUUGAAUUUGUUCUUUGUCAGGAGGGAUUAUUUAAAAAUCAAAAGAGCUCUAAAAUAUUAAUUCAAUUUCACAGGAAAGAGGAAAGAAUGUUAGAAAAUUGUUUAUCGAAACUAAAGAGAUCCAGAAUUACAGCUACUCACAAUCACACCAUUUAAAUUAAGUUAAUCCUGAGUAGCAUUAAUUAAGAAAAACAGAAGCCAAGAGUAGUAGAACCACCACUGGUCCCUCCGUCAAAUCUUUUUUAUAUCUAAAGGUUAAAUCUCUCUCCUUUACAGUCAUUAAAGUUUUUUAAAAAUAUGCUAUACUAAGAUAAAACUAAUUUCAAUUUAUAAAUACACACUCAUGUGCAUUUAUUAAAAAACAAAACAAAAACCCAGUGUCAUCUCAAACACAAAAGCAAUUGAGAAAGAGGGAAAUAGGCUUAACACUGAUUUUUUUCUUUUCCUAACCAUCAACUGUUGCCAGGAGAAAAACCACAACUCUCCCUGGGAGGUGGCCAGUACCCUAGAAGGCAUUUCUGCACAAAAAGAGUUAAUGGGCAGACAGCUCAGCUAAACAGUGACCAUUUGCAAGCCUCCUAGGUAUAUUCCCAGCAGACUCAUUAUCAGAUUAAAGGAACUGCAAACAAACUAGGCUGAAACCAUUCUUUGUCCAAGCCCAGCCUCUUCUUCCUGUGAUGUCAUAUUACAAAUCUAGCAAGCCUUUCUUUUUCACUUCAGAGAAAGCCAAUCACACAAUACAGCUGGCAACUGUGGAAAACGCCUCAGUUCAGCAAGCGCGAACACGCUUAGGAAUUCAGUUGGGACCUUUAAAAGACACUUCUGCUCACCACCAUCUGGGAUCCACUGCAGGAACACCAAAAAGGAAAAUCUUACUCAAAAGGAACAAGAAGCAAAUGAGAACAAAUUAGGAAUGCUUAAGUCUCUGAAACUUUGCACUGGAAAGCAAAGUAAGAUUGAUAACUUCAACUUAAACAUACCGGAGCUUAAAGAAACUUUAAUUUUGGAACAUUUGCCUUGACUACUGAAAUACAAACUUACAAAACUACAAGUUUACAAAACACAAGCUUAAAACUUGUUUUAUUGCUGUCUCCGAACGCAGUUCUUCUUUAAUCCCAUGGGCUGGCUUUACUGACUGCAUUUUUUAAAAGUUUCUCAUCAGUUAACCAACGCCUGGAUUCACAGAUUUUCUGGAGACUAGAAGAGGAGAAUGUUUUCCCAUUAAAGAACCCAGCGGAAACUUCACAGCAACAAAUUUCAUGUUUCUUUUGGCGAUUCCAGAGAAAAAGGAAAUAUUUAUAAAACCAUCCAAAGAGCCAAAGAAUUUGCAAAUAAUCGGAGGUUAUAAAGUGUUCACGAUCUUCUGCCAAAGGAGACUGCAGCUGACAAAAGGACGUCACCACUGUAAACUGGGAGCGCCUUUAUGAUGGUAAGCACUAACAGCUCCCACUGCUCCUAUGAUGACUCCUUUAAGUACACUUUGUAUGGGUGUGUGUUUAGUAUGGUGUUUGUGCUUGGAUUAAUAUCCAAUUGUGUUGCCAUAUACAUUUUCAUCUGCACGCUCAAAAUUCGAAAUGAAACUACAACUUACAUGGUUAAUUUGGCCAUGUCAGACUUGCUUUUCGUUUUUACUCUACCCUUCAGGAUUUUUUACUUUACAACACGGAACUGGCCAUUUGGAGAUUUACUUUGUAAGAUUUCAGUGAUGCUGUUUUAUACCAACAUGUAUGGAAGCAUUCUGUUCUUAACUUGCAUUAGUGUAGAUCGAUUUCUGGCGAUCCUCUACCCCUUUAAGUCAAAGACUCUAAGAACCAAACGAAAUGCAAAAAUUGUCUGCAUUGUCGUGUGGCUAACUGUGCUUGGAGGAAGCGCUCCAGCGGGUUUUUUUCAGUCUACCUACUCUCAGGGUAACAAUACCUCAAAAGCCUGCUUUGAAAAUUUUCCAGAAGCCACGUGGAAAACAUAUCUCUCAAGGAUUGUGAUUUUCAUUGAAAUAGUGGGAUUUUUUAUUCCUCUGAUUUUAAAUGUAACUUGUUCUAGUAUGGUGCUAAGAACUUUAAAUAAACCUGUUACAUUAAGUAGAAGCAAAAUAAACAAGACUAAGGUUUUAAAAAUGAUUUUUGUACACUUGGUCAUAUUUUGUUUCUGUUUUGUGCCUUACAAUAUCAACCUUAUCUUAUAUUCUCUUAUGCGAACACAAACAUUUGUAAAUUGCUUAGUCGUGGCCGCAGUACGGACAAUGUAUCCAAUCACUCUCUGCAUUGCUGUUACAAACUGUUGUUUUGACCCUAUAAUUUACUACUUUACAUCGGACACAAUUCAGAAUUCAAUAAAAAUGAAAAACUGGUCAGUUAGGAGAAGUGAGUCUAGAUUUUCUGAAGCUCAUGGCACGGACAGCUUUAUUCAACACAACCUACAGACCUUAAAAACCAAGAUAUCUGACAAUGAGUUGACAAUAUAAGCUGCUUGAAAUAAACUACUGGGACUUCACUGAAACAGAACCUACAAUCUCCUUCAACUGUGAAAAGUGUUUUCUUGGACUAUUAUUCCACCGCUGAGAGAAGAUGAAAACAGACAUUUUAAAGCUUGUAGUAUAGAGAAAAAUUGUAUUCAAGGUGUUAAGUAUUAAAACAUAUUUCAAUCUUGUAUACAUUCCAUUUUAUUUUUCUGAGCCAUUUGUACCUUUCUCUUCGUUAAAAACAGCCCUAAGCUGUUCAAAAUCUAAGUGACUGAUUUAAAUCAUGUGGUGACCAUCUUUACUGUCUUUGAAUUCCUUCGUACACUAAAUGAUUUAUACAUAUUUGAAGCUUUAAGUACUUAAUGUUUUUAUUCAACAUAUAUUUAAUUUCUACUUAAAUUUGAAUUAAAACUACUAAUUAUGCUUCUUAAACUAUAAUAACAAAUGAAAACGGAGAGUAAUUUGAAACAGUAUUUUUUUAAGUAUUUUCCCAAAAAUAGCUUAAAAUGUAGUUUUCUGUAGAAUGAUAACAUACUAACGCUAUUUGAGGAUCUUGGGCAAUUACUCUUAUAUUUUGGAGUUUUGUCUUUGUAGGCAAUUUAUAAAAAGCAGAGGCUAUCUAACUAUAUAGCAUACUUGUAAAUUAUGAUUUCAAACCAUUUUUUGGCUAUAACAACACUCAUUUUCAAAAUGAUACAUGCCACAAAAAUUUAGAGGGAAGAAACUAAUAGAAUGCUAUUUUGUCAAGGAAAUUUUUAAAAAAUAAAAUACUUCCAGAGAUACAUGCUAAACAUACGUUUAUGUCACAAUAAAGAACUUGGAUCUUAAAUUAAGCAUUUAGGUCAGAAAAACUACAGUUUAUUUCACUUUAAACAAGUGAAAUACAGUACUUGCUGCUUAGAAAGUGUUAUUAGAUAGAUAGAAACACAGAAAGAUAGAUACAGACAUAUAACAUGCUUUUCUUUCCUAAUAAGUCAAAGCCAAAUAGUGAAUAGUUGAAAUACGUUACUUCAAAUAAACAAAAUGUUAUCAUAUGUCAAAAUAAAUUAUGACGUAAGGACAUAGUUCCUUACAUAAAACAGCAAAGCCAUACGGCUAAAUAACUUAGCACAACUACAUUUUCAUUUCACUAAACAUAAAGCUAUAAUUCAGAUAUAAACUACCAACUACACUAAAACUUUACAUCUUCCACCAUCUUUUUUUUUAAUCUCCAAAGUCAACUAAAAAAGAAUGCUUUCUAUUUCAGAAAAAGGACAUGUAAUUAAAUGCUUCAGCACUUUGUUAGAUUUAGCAUUCAAUAUCUGAUUUUUACUGUCUUAAUCUUUCAAGUCCUAAAUACAACUUUGGACAAAUACGCUUAAGAUUUAAAUUUGAGUUUUGCUGUCACUGAGUUUUUGCUUUAAGAUUUAAAUUUAAGUUUUGCUGUCUCUGAGUCUGUAUAUGAUUUCAGAAAAAACACAGUCAUUUACUAGACAAGUAAAUCUAUUUUCAAUAAAAUACUGGUGAGGGGGUUUUAUUUAAGGGAUCCUGAGUUCUUUUUAGAUAAAUCUAAAGUAAAGUAAACCCUUUGAAACAAACACACUAGUGAAAAAAUUAGGCAGUCCUUUAUAACCCAAGAAAAGUAAGCAUAAGAAAACACUGUAAACAUGUUUUCUUCUGUUGACCCUGAAAUCCCUUUUUAGAUAUCACACUUCAGAAAAAAAAAAAAAAAAAA